CUGACAAAUGGGGGCCCUUGUGAUGGAUUCAUUUCCUCACUGAUGCCUGGAAGGCUAGACUGCGAAGGUGGUUCAACAUGAAUGCACGUUCACACACUUGCAAACAUGAUUGUCAAUUUUAAUGUCAAGUAUCAUUACAUAUUGCCUGAAUUAUUAUUACACCAGCUUUUUAGAUUAUAUUCAUGUGAUAACAGAUGUUUUAUUCUUUGUAAGGUAUCUUUUUUUUUUUACACAUGUAAUGCAUAAUAUGUGUCUCUCUUUUCAUAGAAUGCUGUGGAAAAUAACUAUCCCAGUCAUACUGGCUGGAGUGCUCUGCAUCACAGCAGAGACCAAAAAGUCCCGACCUCAGGGAUCAAUCCCAUCUCCAUACAAGACCAAAGGGAACCUGUCCUCAGAACGUCACCACCGACUAUUGCAGCAGAAACCAGAGGUGCUAUCCUCCAGCCGGGAGGCCUUGGUGGUAACAGAGCGCCGCUACCUCCGCAGAGACUGGUGCAAGACCCAGCCUCUCCGUCAGACUAUCAGUGAGGAGGGCUGUCGCAGCCGCACUGUGGUCAACCGCUUUUGCUAUGGCCAGUGCAACUCCUUCUACAUCCCCCGCCAUAUGGGCCCCAGCUCGGAACCGUUUCAGUCCUGCUCCUUCUGCAGGCCACACCGUAUCACACAGCUCACAGUGCAGCUGGACUGCCCAGACCUACAGCCUCCUUUCAGACACCGUAAGGUGCAGAGGGUCAAACAGUGUCGCUGCAUGUCUGUGGAUGUGAGUGGCCAUGGAAAACUGUGAGGAAGGACUUAAAAGGCCUUU
Molecule: messenger RNA, 805 nt
Organism: Scomber japonicus (chub mackerel)
Lineage: Eukaryota; Metazoa; Chordata; Actinopteri; Scombriformes; Scombridae
Gene: grem2a
Product: gremlin 2, DAN family BMP antagonist a
Exons: 2
Coding region: 122-784 (220 amino acids)
Biological process (GO): animal organ morphogenesis
Molecular function (GO): BMP binding; receptor ligand activity
Source: RefSeq, a predicted model, not a curated record